Messenger RNA from Durusdinium trenchii, 1738 nucleotides. The record is from the annotation of a GenBank genome assembly. NCBI's taxonomy places the organism in Eukaryota, Dinophyceae, Suessiales, Symbiodiniaceae.
CAUGUUUUUCGCAUCAUAUCAACACACUUGGGCGGCGUCCUCUAUGCGGCGGCGUGCUCUGGACACGCCAUGUUUGGAGGGCGCACCGCUGCUUGCGGACUCUUUGGCCAAGAAAUUGCAAGAAGCUUUGCUCUUGGCCAAGUUGGAAGAUUUCGCCAAGGAAGGUCUCAAAGCACUGCCCUUGUCUGUGACCAACUGCGUGGUUCAAUUCCAUGCUGAGCUGCAGGCUGCCUUUACGGUGGUGGACGUAGCGACCAACUACGACUUCUCGAACCUCUCAAGCUUGGAGGUGGAUGAGCCCAAUGCUCAGCAGUUCGUGGAGCAACUGGGACCUGGCAAAAGACCCUUGUGGGCCGUGCCGGUCAUUUUGAGGCCCAAGAAUGCUGGGCUUGUGAUGGUCUUCAGCUCCGUUUUCCGGGAGAGCGGAUCAGUGAGAUCUCACAUGGUGAAGGCGUUGGCGGUGAAAGAGCUGAAACAUUGGACCUUGCGGAAUGCCAGGAACCUGGAGGUCACCUUCCUGUCUAAGCAAGGCAUCAACACUGCGCCGCAGGAGGUGGUGCUGGGCGGAGUGAAAGAAGCGCUGAAACACUUUGACAAACCUGCGGACGAUCGCGGUGACGCAGGUGACGCUGUCCGUGCCCAGUUCAGAACCGCACAGCGCUGUGAGAAGGAACUGCUGGAGGCGGAAGCCCGAGCUGCCAAGAAGGAGCAGAAAGCCAAGCAGGCCAAGCACAACCGCAAAGCUUGCCCUGUGAUUCCUGCUACUCAGCCGCUCUCUUGCAAUGGAGCUGUGCCCAGCAGAGAACUGGGUGAGUACGAAGAGAGCAAAGGCUCAGAUUUGGAGGCUGACGGGGCCAACAGCCUUCUCGAGGCCUCCCAGCCAUCCAUUUUCCAGCUCCUCAGCGGCUGGCUGGGCUCGGUCCGGGCGGAGGAAUCCUGCCAUCGUGUGGUAAAUGCCAACCUAUGGCACUACCGGCGAAACGAGAAUGCCUGCUGGCGCUUGAGCUAUCUCCACAGGUCUGGUGCGUUCACAGACCGACACAACUCGAUGCACAUCCACUGCCAGCAUUGCGCGGAUCGCUGUGGCAUUUGCAGCUGUGUACCAAAUCCCUGGCGUCCUUUGCCGGACCUGGAGCCCGAUGGCAAGGAGCCGCAGCUGCUACUUACAGCUGGGGGUUUGGCAGAGCCACCCGGUUUGGAGCCGGAGCUUUCGGACAUCUCUUUGUGGCGCCACUUGCUCCGGGGCACCCAUGGCUUUUCUUUGCAUGGCCCAGAGCCUGUGAGCCUCUUUCCGGAAGCGCCCGAACUGGCCAGGACGGCUCGCAUGCGGCAGCGCAAUGCUGGUUGGCGCCGCUGGUGGUUGUCUUGGCGGAAAACUCAAGGCCAAGAGACAGAGAUGUCUCUUGGAGAGGAGGCAUGUGGCUAUUCUUGGGUGGGCUCUCCAGCAGCACCAACCCCCAUGGUUUUCAUGCCAGUGCCUGUGCACCUUUGUUGGAAAGUCCAGCAAUACAUCGAGCAGCUCCAACACGAGCAUGAAGGGCACCAUGCACACGGUGCACUGCUCUGCGAUCGCUUGACUCUUUGAUUGCUCAUUGCUUUACCUUGACCUGCAUGCCGUGCAAUGGCUCGGUCAAGGAUUGUACAUAGAAUAUAGAAGCAUCGCGUCCAAUGCGUGCUGAAGUUUGUACAUAGAUCAAGCCUGAUGGAGGUUAUCCCGAUUGGCAAGGCCCCGGUUGAA